Molecule: messenger RNA, 5966 nt
Organism: Thamnophis sirtalis
Lineage: Eukaryota; Metazoa; Chordata; Lepidosauria; Squamata; Natricidae
Source: RefSeq, a predicted model, not a curated record
UGAAAAACUUUACCUCCGUAAUUUCUCUUUACAACGUGGCAACAAAGAAAUCAGCGUUGCUGCUGGCACACUGUAAUGCCAGAAUUCCAGUCUGGAGAACCAGAUCUUUAUCUUAAAGCUGCACCAAGGACUAAGACUGGCUGUGAAUCUUGGGCUGUUGGCACCCAGGUAAAUUCUGAAGAACUGCGAAUUCAAAUUUGGUGGCUUGAGAGAUUGACUAUGGAUAUCAAGGAAGAGAGAGCACUGGAGGAAGAACAGCAGUUUAUUCCAUCUGCACAGGCGGAUAAUUAUGCAGAGUCUAAACUCACACGUCUCAAGAAGUUUGUUAAUGAACCAAAGUUUGAAUUCAGUCUUGCAUGUAAAGAUUUAGUGGCUCCUACACGGGAUCGAAAACUGAAUACAUUUGUGCAGGUCACUGUAGUGCAUCCAGGGGAACAGAACCAAACAAGAUACGCAAGCACGGAAAUUGUGGAGGGAACAAAAGACCCACUGUUUUUGACUGGUGUGACGUUCCCCCCAGAUUAUCCUAUCUACGAGGAGACUAAAAUAAAGCUAACAGUCUAUGAUGUCAAGGAUAAAUCUCAGGACACAGUUCGGACUAGCAUCCUGGCAGAAAACAAAGAUCCAAGGACAGACAGUGGGCGAAGUUUCCUGGGUUCUGCUACUUUUAAAGUAGGCGAGUUGGUGAAGUCAGAAGAGCAGCAGUUGACUCUUAGCCUCAGGAGUUUAGAUGGUGGGAAGCCAUUUGGCACUAUAGAUGUCAGAUUUAUAAACAUGGGGAAGACUGAAGAUGAGGAAUCAAAUCAGGUCACAACAGAUGGAAAAGAACAAAAGUGUGCCUUGGUUUCUUCAUGUUCAUCUCCAGAAAACAUAAUUAAUAAAGAUAAUUUACCAUUAUUAAAUGCAGUGUUAAAAAACCCAAUAUGUAAAUUAUAUACGUUCCCCACUUCUGACAACAAGUGGAUGUAUAUACGAGAACAGAUGUUUGAGAGCAAUCUUUCUUUUCAUAUUCCCAAGGAACUCAUCAGCCUACACAUAAAGGAAGAUCUCAGAAGUACUGGGUACCAGUGUAUUUAUUAUUCACCUGAAAACACUGCCAAGGCAAGAGAAGUUCUCAGUAACAUCAAUCAAUUACAGCCUCUCAUAUCAAGUCAUGCAGACAUGUUACUUAAUUCGGCCAGACAGCAGUUGCCAGAAAGCUUGAAGAAUUCCUUAACGAUGCUUUCAGAAACUACAGAGUUAUUUGUGCAUGCCUUUAAGGAUCAGCUUAUCAGAAGUGCCCUUUUAGCUUUAUACACAGCCCGCCCUGGUUGUGUCUUAAAAAAACCAACUUUACCAAGGAAUAACACUGAAGAAAAUAGCGAACAGCAAAAUCAGGAUCAUCCAUCACAAAUCAAGAGACAAGAUUCCAUACCUCACCACUCAGAAUAUGAUGAGGAAGAGUGGGAUAGGGUGUGGGCCAAUGUAGGGAAGAGUUUAAACUGCAUUAUUGCAAUGGUGGACAGAUUGCUUGAAAAGAAGAACACUCCCAGCAUCAGUAAGGAAAAUGAAAAAGAACCUUCAUCAGAAUCUCAAAUAAGUGGUGACUGGUAUGAACAACUGUACCCUCUCACAGUUACACUGAACGACUGUAUUAGAGAAGUGGUGACUAGAGCAAAGGAGUCAAUGUCUUUUGUUCUGCUUCAGGAGCUUUCAUGUUGUUUGCCACAGUGCUUAAUGUUGACAUUAAGAAGAGAUAUAGUCUUCAGUCAAGCACUUGCUGGAUUGAUCUGUGGAUUCAUCAUCAAGUUACACUCCAGUUUACGUGAUCAAGGCUUCCUCCAGCAACUUCAUUCAGUGGGCCUAAUUGUUCAGUAUGAAGGACUUCUCAGUACAUAUAGUGACGAAAUUGGGAUGCUAGAAGAUAUGGCUGUAGGAAUAUCAGACUUGCAAAAAGUCAUGUUUAAAAUAACUGAAACUAAAUCAGAUGACAUACUGCCUGUUAUAACUGGAAGACGGGAACAUUAUAUAAUAGAAAUAAAGCUUCCAGAAAAGAUGUUUGAAUUGCUUCCUCAAGAGAUUAAAGAUGGAAAACUGCUCUAUGUCUAUCCAGUCCUCUUUAAUGUUGGAAUCAAUGAACAACAAACACUUGCAGAAAGGUUUGGGGAUACCUCCUUGCAAGAAAGCCUUAACCAGGAAAAUUUGGAAUUGCUAAAAGAAUACUAUAAGUUAUUAAUGGAAAAAAUGCCUCCUGAUUGCCUACCACAUUUUCAGGACCAGAGUGAUUUAAAAGGAUUACUAGAAAAUCUUCAUCAAAAUAUUCAGACUAAAAAAAGAAAGAAUGUAGAAAUCAUGUGGUUGGCUGCAACGAUUUGCCGCAAGUUAAAUGGUGUACGGUUCACCUGCUGUAAAAGUGCCAAAGAUAGGACAUCAAUGUCAGUGACACUGGAACAAUGUUCAAUUUUAAGAGAUGAGCAUCAUUUGCACAAAGAUUUCUUUAUUCGAGCACUGGACUGCAUGAGGAGACAAGGAUGCCGCAUAGAAAAUGUCCUGAAGAAUAUCAAAUGCAGAAAGUAUGCUUUCAACAUGAUUCAGCUGAUGGCUUUCCCCAAGUACUACCGGCCACCAGAGGGAACAUAUGGAAAAGCUGACACCUAACCUCUUAGACAAAAAUGCCCUUUUGAAAUUUUGCAGGAUUACACAGCUCCACUCAUUAGUCAACGCACAUAUGUUUUGUGUGUUUUACAGAUUGGGAGAAUGCCUUUAAGCAGACAUACCUAGGAUUUGUUUUACCAAACUGUACCAUCACUCAAAAGAAAUUUCAGUAUAUAAUGGUAGAUUGAACAUCCAGGCAUUGAGUUGUCUGUUCAAUAAAUACAGAAUUUCCAUAAAAUACGAUGUAUAUCAUAGGCUCACUAGAGUUAAAGGUUUGAUCUACUGUCCAAUAGAAAGGUAAAUCAUAACUCUGGACUUUAAAUCUAGCUCUUGAUAUUGCUUGCUGGAAGUAAGAGCAAUGUCAAGUUGCUACUUUGGUGUUAUAUAUAAAAUUCAUAAUAGAAUUUGAAGAAAAGAUUUUUAUUACUUUGUCUUAUUAAAUAUGUGGAGGUAUCACAUUUUCUGGGUUAUUUUUGCAGUUCCAUCUAUAUUUACUUCCAGCUUUUUCUUUUAAGUUCAUUCAUGUUGGUGGCAUGUUGCAACCACCCUGUAAGCAGAACUAGUGUUUCUUAACUAAAAGAACAUUAAAGACAGUCUAUAAGAAGAUACUAGAAACUUAUUAUUUGAAAAUACUGAAAGCAAGAAGGGAAAUACUGUAAAGAGCCUUUAUUGGUAGCUUAAAAGAAUGUUUACAUUUGAAUAAAAGUUAUAGGAUUUAAAACUGUUGGAACUGUUAGAAUUAAAUAUUGAUCAGAAUGAAGAGUUGAUUAGUUGACAUUUUGGUUAAUCUAUUAUCAUCCAUGGAAGAUUAAACUUUAUUUUUACAUGCUAAAAGGUAAGAUUUAUUUAGAAAUUAAUUUGUGAAUGUUAAUACAGAAUUGGAAAAAGUGCCUUUUGUGUAAAAUACAAGGUUAGUGUAUUAGACUCAUAGUUGCUACAAUGUAAGCUAUCAUUUAUACAAAUGGUGCUCUUUAAGAAAUUUAGACUGAUGUCAUGUUUAUUAUGAAACAGUGACAUCUGGCAAAUAAAAAUUUGGCCAGGAUGUUGAAAUAUAUCCAAUUCAAACAUUUAGAAUGACUUUGUCCAGCCAAAACUUCUAUUAUCUACAGGCAGCACGAUGAUACUUCUUGGGGUUGUCCAACUGUUUUACAAAAUGAAAGUAACUAAUUUUUUGCAGAAAUAAUAACCCGGAAAUUGAAUCAAACAUUGUGAAGUAUCAAACUCCAAGUUGAUUUUCUUCUUUUUCAUCUCUUUUUAACCACAGAGGUCAGCUCUCUGUUAUAAUAUGUCAGAACAAUAUAUUUUAAAAUUAUAUUUAAAAAUGCUCUAGGGGAUUGUAAAUCCAUUCCUUUGUAAGAAGCUUACAUGAUCCUUUAGGAAUCAAAAUUGUUUUGAGGUACAAGACAUUGGCUUCUCAUUCUUUAUAGUGCCAAAAGUAUAGUGUUAAAAUGCUAUCAGGCACCCCAUUUUAAUAAUACUGAAUGAUCAGUGAAGUAAAUUUCCUAUUCUUUGCUUGCUUUACAUGGGAAUGAAUAAUUGAGUGCAUAGUCAGUUUUUUAUUAAAGUAGCACAUUCCUGAAACACAGAUCCUGCAGCAAAAUAUCAAAGCAUGUAUAAAGAGCUAGCUACACAUGAAACUUGAAUACGAGAUAUCAUCAAACAUUUGCAUAUAAUGUAAUGAUUUUGGAAGGACCUGUACAUGAAAAAAUUGCAUUAUAUAUCCAUUAGGAUUGAAAUAAUAUAGCAACAUAUUCUAAUAACGAAGUGCAUUUCUUGCUCAAAUGAACAAUAUGGGGAUACUUUUCAUAAAAUGAACAGCAAGUAAUACCAUCUUCCAAGUACUCUUUCUAUACAUGUUGACUGAAGUGAGGAAAGGCUAUUCAGGAUUGCUACUAUUUAAUUACUUCUGCUGGGCAGGUCCUGAAGAAUUAUCCACUGAUAAUUCUUUUCUCCACUUCAGUUUUAUAGUCCUUACACUACAACUAAACACCCCAACAGUUUUUCUUAAGAUCAUUAUAUACAACUCAUUUUCAAGCUGUUGCUACUAUGUGAUUUUUAACUUGUAGAAAGAUGAAAUAUUUUAAGAAUUUAUUCUCAUCCCAGGUUGUAUGGCAGAUGAGAAAGAAUUCUAUGAUAGCCAGGAUAAGCUGAUAUACAAAACUAUCAAUAUAAUGCAGUUUAAAUUAUAGUCCCAUGAAAAAUGUUAACUGAACGAGCAUAUAUACCUGGUAUGUUUAAUAGACAGAGACAGAGAGUGUGUGUAUUUGUCCAAAUACUCAGAGAUGAAUGCAGAACAGAUAUAAAAAAAGUGAAGAUGGUGGCCAUGACUAAAACUUUCCCCUUUGUAUGUGUAUACGCAAAAGAAAAAGGGCAUCAGUUGUUUGAUUGCAGCUGCCAUCUUGAUCUUGAUCUUUUACCCACCUCUGCAAACAUCCCUGAAAAUAAUCUAUAUUUUAAUAAUUUUAAAUGGUAGUACAACACACUAGUAUAGGCUCAUUGUUUUAUAGCAUUACAUUGUUUAGAAGAAUCUUUUUCCUCUCUUUACUUUGUGGCAUUUUCUUUCUUGUUUCUGGAACCGUAUGAGGUACCAUUCAUUUUCUGAUAUCAAAUUCCAAAAAAAACCAUAAUAGGUCUUUUUUGUGAGCAAUCAUUGAUCAUGUAAAAAUUUUAAAAGGCAGGUAAUUAUGAUCAUUGAAAAAAUAUUGCAAAUAAAAUACAGGGUCUGAUGUAUGGUUCAGUGUCAUAGGAAAAUGUUUGUUUAUAAUUGUAAUCCACCUAAAUUCCAAGUCCCUACAGGUACAAUCAUAUUUGUACAUACUGCAUCUAACUGUUUUUGAAAGUGGAUUUUCAAAAACAGUUUGUGAUAUCAGAUAGCAAGAGAAGUAUGUGAGAAAUAGAGAAAUGUUUCCUCAGAGCAAAAAUUUAAACAAAGUUUAUUAGCACAUUAAUAACCUUCACGCAUGAUCAGAAACUUUACUUGACUGUGGCUUAGUAUACAGUUUCAAAAUUAUUACUAUUACAUAUGUGCUGUUCACAUGAAGAAAUGUGAAGAAGCAAUGAUUAAUUUUGCCAUUAAAACAUCAUUAUGAAGAAGUAAAUGGAAACAUUUAAUUAAAUUGUGAAACAACCUGGGUGUAUUUUUGGAAGCCUGCUUGAUUUUUAUUAAAUUGGGCCAUGGUUUAUAAAUAUUUUGCUUUUAUGCAUGUUAUCUGUUUUUUUUAAAUCAUUUUGCCUAUUAUUUUAGAAACUGUAAGAAUUCAUAUGUGUAAGCCAUAUCCAUUGUACAUUAUGCGUGCAUGUAUUUUUAUUUAAAUAAAACUCAUAUUUUCAUA